AUGCCCCACGUUCUACCUUCGGUAUAUGUUCUGCUUCCGCCAAUGCGCAAGUUCAAGUCAAAGGCAGAGGAAGACAAAAAGAACCUCCCCACGAUUAUCGUGAAGAAAGCGAAGCCCUCAGCGGCAACGCUCCGAACAUUCACACUUCCGCGAAAGCGCAAGUUCGAGUCAGAGGGAGAGGAAGACAAAAAGAACCUCCCCACGAUUAUCGUGAAGAAAGCGAAGCCCUCAGCGGCAACGCUCCGAACAUUCACACUUCCGCGAAAGCGCAAGUUCGAGUCAGAGGGAGAGGAAGACAAAAAGAACCUCCCCACGAUUAUCGUGAAGAAAGCGAAGCCCUCAGCGGCAACGCUCCGAACAUUCACACUUCCGCGAAAGCGCAAGUUCGAGUCAGAGGGAGAGGAAGACAAAAAGAACCUCCCCACGAUUAUCGUGAAGAAAGCGAAGCUCUCAGCGGCAACGCUCCGAACAUUCACCUGCAGCACGGUGUCAACUCGAGGAUUUACGCUGACAUGGCGGCAACAGCCUAUCCUAAAGGUGGUAGGAGUAGCCCCCGCGGCGCGCACUCCUUCCCCUCCUCCACCGCCUUCUCCUCCGGCUCCUCCGCUUCCGCGUCUGGUUUUGCGUCUGCGUUUGCCUCCUCCUCCUCCUCCGCUUCCGCUCUUCCUUCCCAGCCCUACUCCAGAGCCUGAGCUUUUUCGCUGGGCAGGGAAGCUCUUGGGUAACGAUUGA
This is a messenger RNA of Suillus paluster, 732 nucleotides long. RefSeq lists its product as uncharacterized. The transcript has 5 exons. The record is from RefSeq and is a predicted model, not a curated record. The coding region runs from base 1 to 732 and encodes 243 amino acids. NCBI's taxonomy places the organism in Eukaryota, Fungi, Basidiomycota, Agaricomycetes, Boletales, Suillaceae.